This is a messenger RNA of Bemisia tabaci, 1249 nucleotides long. Its product is annotated as retinol dehydrogenase 12. The record is from RefSeq and is a predicted model, not a curated record. Lineage: Eukaryota; Metazoa; Arthropoda; Insecta; Hemiptera; Aleyrodidae.
UUAAAUUGAAUUCCAUAUUUUUGUAAUUUUUAGUUUGUUGUCACCAAACAAGUAAACGCUCCAGAAGGCUCUGCUAGAGAGGGUGGUGGCAAAUAAUAAAAGAUCUUAAGUGAGCUCACUCGAGUUUUCAAAUAAGAGAAAAGCUAAAAUAAUCCGACAUGAGUGAGGCUUUGCUUUGGAUUUGGCAGUUUUUAAGAGAUGCGCCAGGAUGCUGGAUGACACGUCUCUUCGGUGGAAAAUGCAGGAGCAAAGCAAGAUUGGAUGGUAAAGUAGCCAUCAUAACAGGUUGCAACACAGGGAUGGGCAAAGAAUACGUGAUGGAAUUUUACAAAAGAGGGGCUCGAGUGAUAAUGGCUUGCCGCAACUUGGAAAAGGCUGAAUCUGCAUCACGCGACAUCCAGGAACAAACCAAAGGAGUGAAAAAUGUCGGUGAGAUCGUCGUAAAAGAGCUGGACCUCGCAAAAUUCAGAUCAAUCCGCAAAUGCGCGGAUGAGAUCUUAGCUUCAGAGGAGAACAUUCAUCUUCUCAUCAAUAACGCAGGCUAUUUUGUGAGCACUCGAGAGCUGACGGAGGAUGGUCACGAGGCACAAUUUCAGACUAAUCACCUGGGUCAUUUCUUAUUCACCAUGCUCUUGUUGCCAAGGAUAAUUAAGUCUGCUCCUGCAAGGAUUGUUACCAUCGCCUCUUUAGCUUAUAUUUGGGGCAAUGGUAACAUGUAUUACGAUGAUAUCACACUCGAGAAAUCAUAUGCACCACUCAGAGCGUACAGCAGGAGUAAACUAGCAAAUAUGUUAUUCUCGGCUGAACUUGCAAGGAAACUAAAUGGCACUGGAGUAACAACCUACAGUGUGCAUCCAGGACUGAUCCGUUCAGGAAUCUUCCAAAAUUUAGACACGGCUCGGUUAUCAAUAUUAAAACGUAUUUUGUUGAGUCGAUACAGCAAUUUAUUUUUCAAAUCACCCCGACAAGCCGCUCAAACAGCUCUUCAUUGCUGUCUCGAUCAGGAAGUGGGGAAGGAAAGUGGACUUUACUACUGUGAUUGCAAACCGAGAAAAGUCCUGAAAAGAGCACGUAAUCAGGAUGAGGCUCAAAAACUCUGGAAGUGCAGUUGGGAUGCAGUUGGUCUAUCCAGAGAUUAUAAUCCUUUUGUAAAGGGUUGAUGCGAGACGCAACAAUUGAAUAAAAUACGUCUCAGUGUAAUCCGAAACAAAUCCGUCAGCAAAGUAGGGAACCAAAGUGACUGUUAUAU